This is a messenger RNA of Maniola jurtina (meadow brown), 912 nucleotides long. It is a transcript of the gene Dlc90F, whose product is annotated as dynein light chain Tctex-type. The transcript is spliced from 3 exons. NCBI's taxonomy places the organism in Eukaryota, Metazoa, Arthropoda, Insecta, Lepidoptera, Nymphalidae. Gene Ontology annotation, molecular function: dynein intermediate chain binding. Gene Ontology annotation, biological process: microtubule-based movement. The coding region runs from base 126 to 476 and encodes 116 amino acids. Gene Ontology annotation, cellular component: cytoplasmic dynein complex; cytoplasm. The record is from RefSeq and is a predicted model, not a curated record.
UAGACCAUAGAGUAAAAUAAUCUAUAGAUCGUUGUGAAUUUAAGAUCCUGCAAUAGCGUCAAAUUUUGCUGUUUAUAUUUUCUAGAAUCCUCGUAAAACUCUCAAGUAUUUACAGUUUUUAAACAAUGGAGGUGAAGGAGUGUAAUGAUUUAACUGAAGAAAAUCAAUUCAUUGUAGACGAUGUGAGCAAAAUUAUUAAAGAGGCGAUCGAAAAUUCCAUAGGAGGGACUGCAUAUCAGCACAAUAAAGUUAAUCAAUGGACUUCGGCUGUCGUGGAAUCCUGUUUAAGUCAGCUGACAAAGUUGCAAAAACCUUACAAAUACAUUGUGACGUGCACUAUAAUGCAGAAGAAUGGCGCUGGUCUACAUACAGCUUCCUCCUGCUUCUGGGACAACAACACUGACGGCUCCUGCACAGUGCGCUGGGAGAACAAAACCAUGUACUGCAUCGUCUCCGUCUUCGGCCUUGGCAUAUAAGACAUACUUAACUAUCUCAAUUUAUUCCUUCCUUCCAUUUAAACAUUGUCUAUGCGCCCUACAUAAAUUAUAAAGUUUUUAACAUUACAGCUUUUGCUUGUAAAAUACAAGUUUUAUGUUAUAAUCAUAAAUAAAUAAAAAUUAGAGUUUUUAUUUCAUAAUAGCUUGUAUUGAUAAAAUAAAUGCAGUAGUAUUAUAUUUCUAUAGUGUAUUUUAAACCAUGAUAAUAAAAUAUGAAGUUGCACUUUAAUUGAGAUGAAAAAAAAUAUUUGUUAUUAACUGUUCAAAAACACUCAGUUUAAGUUGACUGUGUAUACAGAUAAAAUUGAAAAAUCUUAUUUUAUCAAUCGAAAUUAAGUAUAAUAGUCAUUACUUAAUUUUAAGUAUGUAGGAUGUAUUUUCGUACACAAUAAACAUAAUUAUGAAACCCUGUUGU